AUGCAUUUCCAAUUCUUCUGUUUUGCAUCAGCCGCGCUGGCCAUCGCCGUUAUGGCAGCCCCGAUCAUCGAACCAAACUCACUUGCAGCACGUGAAGCUAGUAUUUCUCGGGGUUUCUUUAAUAACAACGACGCAGGAUCUAGUGAGAAGCGGGGAUUUUUCAACAAUGCAGAUGCAUCAGGUGCUUCAAAAGACAAGAGAGGAUUUUUCAAUAACAAUGAGGCAGGGUCAGAUGUGAAACGAGGAUUUUUCAACAACGCAGAUGCAUCAGGUGCUUCAAAGCAGAAGCGGGGAUUUUUCAACAACAACGACGCAUCGGAUUCCUCAAAGGCCAGGAGAGGAUGGUUCAACAACGGGAAUUCCGCGGACGUCUCAAAACGUGAUGAGGAGGUUGAUGAUGAAGGGUAUUAUUACACAUAUACAGAUAGUACCAAGUAA
Molecule: messenger RNA, 438 nt
Organism: Botrytis porri
Lineage: Eukaryota; Fungi; Ascomycota; Leotiomycetes; Helotiales; Sclerotiniaceae
Exons: 2
Coding region: 1-438 (145 amino acids)
Source: RefSeq, a predicted model, not a curated record